UUCCCAAAGAGGUCGAAAACUGUGAAAAUUUAGGUUUUUACUACUGAAAAUAAGCCCGAAUUGGGCUAAAAACUGCAACCAUGGAAAGCUCCGGUGAUAUUCUUACGAUUAACAACUUUUUCGAAAACGACAUGCUGGAUUUUGAUGUAAGUGACCUGAAAUCGACCGUCCAAGUCAAACCCGCGCAGCAGCAACCCCGCCGCCAGCGCUGUCGCACUUCCGCGAUCUUCCUCUCUUGAGUUGCAAAAACACGAAACAUUUUAGCCAAACGAAAAUCUAAAUAACCGACACCUUAAGCGCAAUCGAUGAGUACCCCUACUGCUACCUACUACUGCCAUUUUCUAAAAAAAAAUCAAUCACCACUAAAUUCAGACACAAUUUAUUUCGUUCACUGAGAAUCGUCUAACUUACAAAUACUAGUCUGCUGACCGAAGUAUUAUUUUUUGUUUGUUGUUUUCUCAGUUACAAGAUGUACUUUUAAUUAUUAUGUUUCAUUUUUAUAAAUCUGAAGUAGACAUUCAUCUUUUUCGUAAAUCAGUUCCCUUCACCCAGGUUUUGUAUACAGUCGCUUUUUCGAUGUUCCUAGUUUCUCAUUCACCACUAGACCACCAUUUCGAAGAAAAAUAUUGGUUAACCAUUGACACAAUGUUUUUGCAGGGAAGCAGUGGUUUAGAGUUUCCCGAUUUAGAUUUCAUUUACGCGGAUGCGGACUCGCACGCCAACGAGAUCGCGGAACUGUAUAGUUACACCGAACAGGCCGAGUUCCAGCACAAUGUGAAGGCAUUCGAAGACCAGAUGGAAUAUUACAAGCUUCCACCUAGUUGGCAGAAACUGUCGGAGAAGGAACAACGGGAAAUAAUUCUCAAACUGCUUGACCAGCUGGAUAUGUCGAAAAAAAGUCUGCGUAUGAAGGCUGCUCGCUGUAUUCUCUACCUAGCACAGGGCUGUUGGGCGGAGGUCCAGUGCGACCAAGAACAGCAGGUGAUUGCCCGGAAGAAUGUAAUGCUACUGUACGAGGCCGGCGUUUUUGGUGCGUUUGUAGAAUUGUUGAAUCUGGAGAUAGAUAACUCAUCAACGGCUAGUAUCGCUAUUCGAAAAGUGGCCGUCUCUUUGGCGGAUUCCGUUGACCUGCGAGUUAUCUUAUCCGUUCUGUACAUUGUUACGGAGGUGAUGCGCGCAGAAAAGGAAAGUGAAUGCGACGAUUAUGCACAGCUAGUGUCUAACUUCAUCAAUGAGAUUACAUACCCCAUUGGAGAUGAAUUACUUUCCGUUAAGCUGCUCGGUAUGAUAACCAAAUUUUGUAGUGGCUUUGCUCCGCACUUUCCAAUGAAGAAAGUGUUGCUGCUACUAUGGAAAGUGUCUCUUGUUUCUUUAGGUGGGAUGGAAACGCUGAAACAGCUAAAAGAUCAGUACCGGGAAGCGGCUGAUCUUCCCCCGAACAAGGAAGACACUUUGGAAGUGUCGAAAGUUAUGCGCGCCAGUUCGCCCCCGAUCACGGCGCCAUCGAACGAAGACAAUCAGAACCCAAAGCGGAGCAAACCCUUCCGAAGAGUAUGUACGAAUACUAGUCAGUUGCAAGAGAGUCUUAUCAAACAAAGCUCGCUUGAUGAACAGGAGCAGAUCGGGCUAGAAAUGGAAGCGCCGUCCACGGAAGCCGAAGAAGAGUUGUCCGAAUACUUCCGCCAGUAUGAAGAUCCCAUCAAUAGCAGUGCGGCACAGAACAUGGAAUUACCUCUCGAAAGCAAUGGAGACGAAAGUACUCCACCGGCGGAUACCCAAGAACCGAUGGAACAGCUCACCAACAAAUUACCGUGGGCACCUAAAAUUCGUCGAAAAGAUAUCGACAUAUUUUUGAACACCUCGAGGAGUAAAUUCAUUGGGUACAUUCUGAAGGACGAUCAACAAACUUUGGCCGGUCUUCCGCAACCGAUUCAAGAAGGAUUUUUCACGCUAAAGAAGCACAUGUACACCAGUCUAGCCGACGUGCAAAUCAAAAAAGAGGAAGACAUUACUCGUAAUCCAAUUUCCACUUCCGAAGGUGAAAUCCCUCAGACACCCACGGAAACGCUUUACCAAGCAAUACUCCCGAAUCUUCCGCAGUACAUGAUCUCAUUACUGAAGAUAUUACUAGCGGCAGCACCAACAUCCAAGGCGAAAACCGAAAGUAUCAACAUUAUGGCAGACGUACUACCAGAAGAUAUGCCAAUGACUGUCACACAGUCCACCAAGCUGGGUAUCGACGUCAGCCGGCACAAGGAGAUCACCGUCAAGGCGGUAUCCGCCAUUCUGUUGCUGUAUUUGAAGCACUUCAAAAUCAAUCACAUCUACCAGUUCGAGUUCAUGUCGCAACAUCUGGUAUUUGCCAACUGCAUCCCAUUGGUACUGAAAUUUUUUAACCAAAACAUCAUGAGCUACGUUGGUUCGAAGAAUGUUAUUCCGAUUAUGGAUUUUCCGUCGUGCGUUAUAGGCGAACAGCCGGAGCUAACGUCCGAGUCACUCAUUAUCGGUGACUCGGCCCCAUACUCGUGGCGAAACGUGUUCUCUUGCAUCAAUCUCUUGCGCAUCCUGAACAAAUUGACCAAGUGGAAACACUCGCGUAUUAUGAUGUUGGUCGUGUUCAAAUCAUCUCCAAUAUUAAAACGAACACUGAAAGUUCGACACGCUUUGAUGCAACUGUACGUGCUAAAAUUGUUGAAAAUGCAAACGAAAUAUCUGGGACGACAGUGGCGAAAGUCGAACAUGAAGACAAUCAGCGCUAUCUACGCUAAAGUUCGGCACCGACUCAACGAUGAUUGGGCCUUUGGUAAUGACCUGGAUGCUCGGCCAUGGGAUUUCCAGGCAGAAGAGUGCGCUUUACGGAACUGCGUCGAUCGAUUCAACAAUCGACGUUAUCUGCAAGUCAGCGCUCCCGAUAUUAUCGAAAGAGAGUUUGAGGAUCCCAUCGAAGGAGACAACAUGAACGGGGGUAGUGUUGCGAACGGUCGAAAACCGGAAGAAAUCGAGCUAAGUGAAGAAUUCAAACAAAACUAUGAGCUGUGGUUACAGCAAGAGGUGUACAACAACAACAUUGACUGGGACUUGCUUCUUUCAGGUCAAGAUUUCACUUAAAAAGUAAUCUGAGAUUGUUCAUAUGUUAUGAGCAUAUUUAUGCAACAAUCGAAACAGUGACGAUAAAUGCAAACCGACUAACAGUUGGCCGAACAGCGGAAUAAAUUAUGUUACGUAGAAA
Malaya genurostris is the source of this 3229-nucleotide messenger RNA. It is a transcript of the gene Strip, whose product is annotated as striatin-interacting protein 1 homolog. Gene Ontology annotation, cellular component: cytosol. The transcript is spliced from 10 exons. Gene Ontology annotation, biological process: cytoskeleton organization. NCBI's taxonomy places the organism in Eukaryota, Metazoa, Arthropoda, Insecta, Diptera, Culicidae. Bases 487 to 3108 code for a protein of 873 amino acids. The record is from RefSeq and is a predicted model, not a curated record.